UCGGCGAGCGCUGUUUGUUUAGGGCUCGGUGAGUCCAAUCAGGAACGCAGGCUGCAGUUUUCCGGCAGAGCAGUAAGAGGCGCCUCCUCUCUCCUUUUUAUUCGCCAGCAACCACUCGCAGACCCCGGACUCGCGCUCUCCCGCCGGCGCCCUCAGCCUCUUUCCGCGCUCGGGAGCACUCUCCUCCGCCGCUGCCGUUCUUCACGCACGUCGCUCGCCCGAGGAACCAAAAGUCAGAUUGGAGCAGCGCCGGACAGUGGAUGGCCUUGACUGACGGCGGCUGGUGCCUGCCAAAGCGUUUCGGGGCCGCUGCUGCGGACGCCGGCGACUCUGGGGCCUUUCCAGCGCGGGAGCUCUCCUCCCCGCCAUCCCCGAUCUCUUCCUCGUCCUCCUCCUGCUCCCGGGGCGGGGAUCGUGGUCCCUGCGGCGCCAGCAACUGCAGGACGCCGCAGCUCGACACCGAGGCGGUGGCGGGACCUCCGGGCCGCUCGCUGUUGCUCAGCCCCUACGCCUCGCACCCCUUCGCGACUGCCCACGGACCUUCGGCGCCCGGGGUCCCUGGCCCCGGGAACGCCCUGUCGAGUUGGGAGGACUUGUUGCUCUUCACUGACCUAGACCAGGCCGCUACCGCCAGCAAGCUGUUGUGGUCCAGUCGGGGCGCCAAGCUGAGCCCCUUCGCGACCGAGCAACCCGAGGAAAUGUACCAGACCCUCGCCGCCCUGUCCAGCCAGGGGCCGGCCGCUUACGACGGCGCGCCCGGCGGAUUCGUGCAUUCUGCGGCUGCCGCGGCGGCGGCUGCGGCUGCGGCCAGCUCUCCGGUCUACGUCCCCACCACGCGAGUGGGUUCCAUGCUGCCCGGCCUGCCAUACCUGCAGGGAGCGGGAAGCGGGCCCAGCAACCACGCGGGCGGCGCGGGAGCUCACCCGGGCUGGCCCCAGGCCUCCGCCGACAGUCCCCCGUAUGGCGGGGGCGGCACAGCCGGCGGCGGGACAGCGGGGCCAGGAGGUGCGAGCUCGGCCGCCGCGCACGCCUCGGCGCGCUUCCCCUACUCGCCCAGCCCGCCCAUAGCCAACGGCGCCGCGCGGGACCCAGGGGGCUACGUGGCUGCGGGCAGCGCGGGCACCGGCAGCAUGAGUGGUGGCAGCAGCAGCCUGGCGGCCAUGGGCGGCCGGGAGCACCAGUAUAGUUCGCUGUCCGCGGCGCGGCCGCUGAACGGGACGUACCAUCACCAUCAUCACCAUCACCCGACUUACUCGCCCUACAUGGGUGCACCGUUGACUCCCGCCUGGCCAGCUGGACCCUUCGAAACUCCGGUGCUGCACAGCUUACAGAGCCGCGCCGGAGCCCCGCUUCCGGUGCCGCGAGGCCCCAGCGCAGAUCUGCUGGAGGAUCUGUCCGAAAGUCGCGAGUGCGUGAACUGCGGCUCCAUCCAGACGCCGCUGUGGCGACGAGAUGGUACAGGCCACUACCUGUGCAAUGCGUGCGGCCUUUACAGCAAGAUGAACGGCCUCAGUCGGCCCCUCAUCAAGCCGCAGAAGCGCGUGCCCUCGUCGCGGCGACUUGGACUGUCCUGUGCCAACUGUCAUACCACAACCACCACCUUAUGGCGCAGAAACGCCGAGGGCGAGCCCGUGUGCAAUGCUUGUGGACUCUAUAUGAAGCUCCAUGGGGUGCCUCGACCACUUGCUAUGAAAAAAGAAGGAAUUCAAACCAGGAAACGAAAACCUAAAAACAUAAAUAAGUCCAAAGCUUGCUCUGGUAACAGCAGUAACUCUGUCCCUAUGACUCCAACUUCUUCCUCUUCUAAUUCAGAUGACUGCACCAAAACCACUUCUCCUUCAGCACAACCAGCUGCCUCAGGGGCAGGUGCCCCGGUGAUGUCUGCAGUGGGAGAAGGCACCAGCUCCGAGAACAGUGACCUCAAGUACGCAGGUCAAGACGGUCUCUACAUAGGCGUCAGCCUGUCCUCUCCCGCUGAAGUCACAUCCUCCGUACGGCAGGAUUCUUGGUGUGCUCUGGCUCUGGCCUGAGCUGGAGCUGACAAGAGGCGAGGGGGCUCUGAGAACCUCACGCCACUUGUCUGAAUUUGUGCAGCAGUCCAGAUGGCAGCAAAAAUGCAGACAUUAACAUUCCUUCGAUGCAUGAUUUCUGUGCCUUUGUUUUGAAAGAGAUAUAUUUCCCAAGAAGCUUGCUGAAGUAAGAAGAGAUGGCUCCUGAAGGAGGGGCCAGCAUAGCAGGCACGUGGCCUGCUCCCAUCAGCCUGGGCUCCCAUCAGCCCGGGCUCCCAUCAGCCCGGGGCCACCUCCAGCCAGCCCAGCCCGCCUCUGGGUCUGCUCCACAUCUGUGGCAGAAACUGCAACAAUGACUGGGGCUUUGUGUGCUAAGGAAGAUUGAGAGAUUAAAAAAAUGUUAUAUGCGUAUAGCCCCAAAUCACGUGCUUCUUGUGAUCAAUCUUGGUUAUCCCAGAAUUUCUUCAUAGCUCAUGGGCAUGCACGUUUCACAAGCAUUCGUGGAGAGGAGCACUGAAGCCAUUUGGUACAUCCCGGAGACGGAGUGCGGUCCUGGGAUCGCGACGAGAACGAAUUAUAGCGGACAGAUGCUGACUGACGUUUCUCAGCGUUCACUGUCACGUGGCUGAUCUGAGGUCACUUGGAAUUUGUAAACAGGGUAGCAAACAAGAUAUUUUUCUUCCAUGUACACAAUAAUUUUUAAGUGCAAUUUGCGUUGCAGCAAUCAGUGUUAAAUCAUUUGCUUAAGAUUUAACAGCAUUUUUAUAAUGAAUGUAAACAUUUUAACUUAAUGGUACUUAAAAUAAUUUAAAAAAAAGUUAACUUAGACAUACUUCUUACACCAACAGCCCAUUUCUGUAUUCCCAAUUGUUUAAAAAAAAUACCAACCAAAAAAGGUUUCAAGAACAAAUCUUCUCUCAGGAAAAUUGCCUUUUCUCCAUUUAUGGAUUUUUAUACAAGAACACCAACACAACCCCCUUUCUUUUACUGAGGAAAAAGUGCUGGAGAUUGCAACAAACCUUUACUACCUAAAGAUUAGCAUUUGUAAAUAUUCUACGCAUCUAUAAGCACUCUUGAAGUCUGUACCGUGUGACUAACCCACAGGUUGGUUUACAUUAUUGUUUUUUUUUAAUGGGAUGUCAUAUGGAAACCUAUUUCACCAGAGUUUUAAAGAAAUAAAAAGGGUAUUGUUUUGUG
Molecule: messenger RNA, 3206 nt
Organism: Chionomys nivalis (European snow vole)
Lineage: Eukaryota; Metazoa; Chordata; Mammalia; Rodentia; Cricetidae
Gene: Gata6
Product: GATA binding protein 6
Exons: 7
Coding region: 261-2030 (589 amino acids)
Biological process (GO): positive regulation of transcription by RNA polymerase II; cell fate commitment; epithelial cell differentiation
Cellular component (GO): nucleus
Molecular function (GO): DNA-binding transcription factor activity, RNA polymerase II-specific; RNA polymerase II cis-regulatory region sequence-specific DNA binding; zinc ion binding
Source: RefSeq, a predicted model, not a curated record